AAAUUAGACAUAAUUAGAAAGGAAAAAAAACUUAACAAAAAAAAGGUGAGGAAGGAGAUGGAAGGUGGUGUUUCUAGUGAUCAAUUUGUUGUGUUCAUGGCCGAUGGCCAUACUCAAGGCAACAAACCUUUAGCCUCUGAGCAUUCCAAUAUUAAUAUCGUUGAUGAGCGAGGAUUAAGUCUAACAAAGGCCCCACAAUCUAUUAAUACUCUUAGAAAGAGAGCCACUCUUCGCCGUCUUGCUUUCUCAAAACCUAAAUCUAGAAUAAUUGAGUUCAGCCUCCGUCCCAAAAUAAAUGUCACUGAUCAAUUUAGAGAAGAUCAGAGUAUCUUAGAAGAAGAUACAGAUAAUAGUAGUAAUGGUCAUGAGAGUAGUACGGACUUCUCUUCCCCCUCUUCUUGGUCAGAAGAGGAGGAAGAAGAAGAGGAAGAGCAUAGUGGGAGUCAAAAGUAUCACACAUGUAAUAGAAAAAAAAGGAAGAUCAAGUGGAGGAGAGUAGGAGAGUGGGCAUUGUUCAUUGCUAUCUUAACUUGCUUGAUCCUUUCCCUUACUUUGACCACCCUCCGACACCGCCCCAUGUGGGCGCUAGUGCCGUGGCAGUGGUGUUUAUUGGUGAUGGUGGUGUUUAGCGGCCGCCUUUGCUCGGGGUGGCUCGUGAGUUUCUUAGUGUUUGUCACAGAGCGAAACUUCAUGUUAAGGGAGAAGGUGUUAUACUAUGUGUAUGGGUUAAGGAAGAGCAUUCAAAGUGUAAUUUGGCUUGCACUUGUGUUAUUGGCUUGGACUUGUAUGUUCGAUGCUCGUGUGCAUGAACAUAAUAGGGUGGUUAAGAAGAUAUCUCAGUUGCUAGUAGCUGUUCUUAUUGCAGCAAUGAUAUGGUUGACCAAGAUUGUGUUGGUCAAGACUCUUGCUUCUUCUUUUCACGUCAGGACUUACUUUGAUCGUAUGAAGGAAAGCGUCUUUCAUCACUACAUACUUGACACACUCUCAGGUCCACCAAUGGAUGAAAUACUAAGGGAAGAGAAUAAAGCAAUAAAAGGGUCAAAAUCUCUGCCAACAAAAUGGAAGAAUGCAAAAAAUGCAAUGAGAUCAAGGAACUCUGGGUCCAGAAAACUGGACAUGGAAAAGCUGAGAAAGCUAAGCAUGGAAAGUCCGAAGUCAAUAUGGAGUUUGAGGAGAUUAAUGAAUCACAUUAGAUCUUCUGGUUUAUCCACAAUUUCAAAGACCGUUGAUGAGUUUGGGAAAGCUGAAGCUGAAAUUAAAAGUGAGUGGCAAGCUAGAACAACUGCUAAACGCAUCUUUAGGAACGUGGCUAAAUGUGGUGCCAAGUACAUUGAGGAAGAGGAUUUAGCAAGGUUCUUAAGGAGAACUGAAAUCCAUGUUAUAUUUCCCCUCAUUGAAGGAGCAAUUGAGACAGGAAGGAUCACUAAGUCGUCCUUCAGAAAUUGGGUUGUACGAGCUUAUUUCGAACGAAAGGCUUUAGCACAUUCUUUGAACGACACCAAAACAGCAGUACAACAACUUCACAAGAUAGCUUCAGGAAUUGUGAGUGUGAUAAUAUUUGUGGUGUUUCUGUUGAUGACGGGACUAGCAACACCGAGGGUAGUCGCGUUUGUCAUCACACAGAUGGUAGUUCUAGGUGUCAUCUUCCACAACACUUGCAAAACCGUCUUCGACUGCAUCAUUUUUGUCUUUGUCAUGCACCCAUUCGACAUAGGUGAUCGUUGCAAAAUCGAUGGUGUUCAGAUGAUUGUAGAAGAGAUGAAUAUACUAACUACAGUUUUCCUGAGGUAUGAUAUGGAGAAGAUCUACUAUCCAAAUGCAGCUCUUCUAAACAUGCCAAUUAGUAACUUCUACCGAAGUCCUGAAAUGUGGGAUACAGUUCCUUUCACCAUAGAUGCCUCUACUUCAAUUGAAGCCAUUAACGCGCUAAAGAAGGCGAUACAAAGCUAUAUUGACAACAAGCCCAGUUAUUGGAAUUCAAAACAUAGUUUCAUAGUAAAAGACAUAGAAGAUCUGAACAAGAUGAACAUGGCCUUAUCUGUGCAACACACCAUCAACCACCAAAACAUUAUUGAACGAAACAUGCGUUUAAGUGAGCUUAUUUUGGAGUUGAAGAAAUUUUUUGAAUCCCUUGAUAUCAAAUAUCACCUUCUUCCACAAGAGGUCCAUCUUACCGAGUUCAAAGCCAACAAGUCGUCGUUGCCAACACCAUCGUAAAAUCCCAUGUUAAUUUGGUAGCAUGUUAUGUAAAUUCAAAUAUUAUUCAUCUUAGGAUCGGAAAUUUUUUGAUGGAAUGAUUAAUAUUUGCUUUGUUACUCAGUCUCGGGUAAUCAUAUCAGAUAGGUAUUAUGUACUACUACAUAUUCGACUCGGCUUUUUCUCUAUGUUAGAAAGAACCCAAGUUUUUGGUGUACCCAGUUAAGCGUUUAUAUCAUGUCAAGAGUAUUGAGAAUCCAA
Molecule: messenger RNA, 2457 nt
Organism: Beta vulgaris subsp. vulgaris (sugar beet)
Lineage: Eukaryota; Viridiplantae; Streptophyta; Magnoliopsida; Caryophyllales; Amaranthaceae
Product: mechanosensitive ion channel protein 10
Exons: 6
Coding region: 58-2217 (719 amino acids)
Biological process (GO): transmembrane transport; detection of mechanical stimulus; monoatomic anion transport
Cellular component (GO): plasma membrane
Molecular function (GO): mechanosensitive monoatomic ion channel activity
Source: RefSeq, a predicted model, not a curated record